AGUUGCGGCGAGAGUCUGGCAUACUUUCCGAAUCACUGAGCGGAGGCGUCAAAAUAAUGACGGGCUCCAUGGAGAAGCAAACAUUCGCUUGAAACUCACCAAAAAUUCACCGGCUGUUCGUAAUUUCUCGAAGAUUUGGUGAGAUAAGACAUCAUAGAUGACCGGGAAACUGUUUUGAGGCUGCAUCUCGGGUCGGAUCGGACAAAAAUGGUUUGACAACAAGGAGCAACGUUACGGAAAAGUUUGCCGGUGAGCGAUCGAUUUGACAUUUACAGGUGGUUCAAAACCGAAGAAGUUUGCAACUUUUAGCUCGAACUCAUCAUUUCAGUGACAGCCUGAAACUGUAACAAGAACACGAUGGCGUCAGAAGCAGUAAAGGUAAUUGUUCGGUGUCGGCCGCUUAACGAACGAGAGAAGAACUUGAACUGCGGCGUUGUGAUCAAGAUGGAUGGAGGGAUCCAGUGCGGCAUCAUCAAGCCUGACAGGCAGGACGAACCGCCAAAACUCUUCACCUUCGACGGUUCCUACGACAUGGUGUCAACAACCGAGAAAAUCUACGACGAUGUGGCUUAUCCUUUGGUUGAGAGUGUGGUGGAGGGAUACAACGGAACGGUGUUUGCAUAUGGCCAAACGGGAUGUGGCAAAUCCUUCACUAUGCAAGGUAUUGAGGAGCCACCCACUCAAAGGGGCAUCAUCCCCAGAGCAUUUGAACACAUCUUUGAAAGCAUCGCUGUAGCAGAGGACACGAAAUAUCUCGUACAUGCCUCAUACUUGGAAAUUUACAACGAGGAAAUCCGCGAUUUGCUCGGAAAGGACCACAAGCAGAAGCUGGAGUUAAAAGAGCACCCGGAUCGCGGAGUGUAUGUUAAGGAGUUGUCGAAGCACUCUGUUCAUAACGUUCCAGAGUGCGAAAGGAUCAUGGAGAUGGGGUGGAAGAAUCGAUCGGUCGGCGCGACCCUCAUGAACGCUGACUCCUCGCGCUCCCACUCUAUCUUCACGAUCUUUCUUGAGAUGUGUUCUACGGACAAGGAAGGUGAGACGCAUUUGCGUGCGGGGAAACUGAAUCUCGUGGACUUGGCGGGAAGUGAGCGACAGGCAAAAACGGGUGCAACGGGUGAUCGACUGAAGGAAGCUACCAAAAUCAACCUCUCGCUUUCUGCACUCGGUAACGUCAUAUCAGCGCUCGUAGACGGAAAAUCCAAACACAUUCCGUACCGUGACUCCAAACUCACGCGACUGCUGCAGGAUUCCCUUGGCGGGAAUACCAAGACGCUUAUGAUAGCAUGUCUGUCUCCUGCGGACAAUAACUACGACGAAACCUUGAGUACGCUAAGAUACGCAAACCGUGCAAAGAACAUCAAGAAUAAGCCGAGAAUCAAUGAAGAUCCCAAAGAUGCUCUUCUCAGAGAAUACCAAGAGGAGAUUCAGCGGCUGAAGGCCAUGUUGGCAGCCAAAGGUAUCACAGCUGGCCAGCCAGGACCAGCACCCGCCCCUGGCAAGGGCCCACCUCCCCGGCGUCGCACCACCUCUGAAGACCUGCAGAAAGCGAUUGAGAAAGAGAAGGAGCGCAUCAAACAGGAAUAUGAGCAGGAGCUACAGGAGAUGAAGCUACGCUAUGAAAAGGAACAAGAAAGCAAUGUGAAGCUCCAGGAAGACAUGCAGCGGUUACGGGAGUUCUACGACUCCCAGCUCACCAACGUGGAGCAGAACUUUGAGGAGGUCCCCCCUGGGGAGCAGAACGGAGAGGUGGAGGAGAGGCCCAUGACUGCCGCUCCUCGGAGCCCCCCCACACCCCUGGAGGGGGAGGACCUGCCUGAUGGACCCAACCUGGACCAGACAAGUCUGCGCAGUAUGGACGACUCUCCCGCUUCUGAGGCCCAGAUAGCCCAGCAGCCGGAGAUGGCCCAGGCUCUAGGGCUGAUAGAACAGCCAAAGGUAGCUAAGAAGCAGCAGCCGCAGGUGGCGAAACAUCUUGGAUCUAAGCAGAAGACAGAGUUAGAAGAGCAGGACAGCCCGCGUGAACCCUCCUCACCGAGGGGCAACAUGGAGAUGGCACAGAGUGUACUGGCACAGGAGGAGGCUCUGCAUAGGUUACAGGAACUACAAGAUAAAAUGUUCCAUGCACAGGAGCAGAUGGUAGGUGGAGAGAAGGCCCACGAUGAGGUGGCGCUAGAGAAGAAAAAACGCAAGAGAACACACGCCGAGAAACGGAAGGAAAAGCUUGCAAAGGUGAUCUCACAGUUGGACGAUGGAGGAAACAUCAUGCUGAACGUGUACGACAACAUCCAGGACAAGCUGAAGGCUGCCAAUCAGCAGCUGGAGAAGGAAAAAGAAAAGACCAGAGCAGCUGAGAUAGACAUCAUUGACCUGCAGAGUGAGUUUGAGUUUGAGCGGAUCGACUAUCUCUCCACCAUCCGAGAACAGGAGAAACAACUCAAGCUGCUACAUUCCCUCAUCGACAAGAUCCACCCACUCUUACGCAGGGACAGUAACUACUCCAACUUGGACAGGGUGAAGGCACAGUGUAAAUGGGAUGAAGAGAACCAGAAGUGGACCCUGCCAGAUGUUAAAGUGGAGACUACAUCGUUACCUCCCAAUCCUGGAGGUAUCAUGCCAGGAGGCAGAGCAGCCCCGGGCAGAGGGCCUCCCCCAGGUCACAGGGAUCGGUCACCUGGCAACCAGUAUGGAGGUGCCAACUACCCACCCCCUGAGGAAGACAGGCUGCUGCAGAGGUUGAACAGAAGAUCCAACGAGAACAUCGCAGACAGCUAUUUCAAACCUAAACGAGCAAAUCAGCUCCUGAAUUCCUCCAGCGACCGCCAUUUUGGGCAGACGUUGGAGAGGAAUUUUGAUCGGAAUCCUGAGAGGACCCUUGGAAGUUUGGGUCAGAAAUCUGGCACUACAUUCACACAUGCAUCAGCAGCUCAGGACCCUCCCAGCUCUAUGUCUUCUUUGGGAUAUAACAGUUCCAUGACAAAUGGUGAGUUCAGCCAGGUACCAGACCCGAUGGAUAUGCCCAUGCGCCGCCCUGUACGCUUAGAGCGAAUGUCGCCGUCAUCGGCCAAGGACAAGAAAAAGAAGAAAAAGAAACCAGGAAUGCUGGAACCAUUGUAGUGAAGGGAUGAAGCGAGGGUUCUGCAACAACUCUGAGGAACAAGUAGCAGUUACUGUUCAUUUGAUAAAGGGUGACUUUGCUACAUUUUGAUGGACAUGACAUGGUUCCUAGAAGCUAGGACAUUUUCUGCAAUAUUCAAAGGGUGUUGAAUACAAUUUGUCAACUUUAUUUUCUGAAAAUGUUGUGAAACAACUCUACAUCCCUUAUACAAGCUGCAAGAGAAAGCAGUUCUUGCCUACAUGUAACUGUCAUUUGCAGCAGAAUGUAGGUC
Molecule: messenger RNA, 3386 nt
Organism: Branchiostoma floridae (Florida lancelet)
Lineage: Eukaryota; Metazoa; Chordata; Leptocardii; Amphioxiformes; Branchiostomatidae
Product: osmotic avoidance abnormal protein 3-like
Exons: 12
Coding region: 358-3114 (918 amino acids)
Biological process (GO): microtubule-based movement
Molecular function (GO): microtubule binding; microtubule motor activity; ATP binding
Source: RefSeq, a predicted model, not a curated record